Molecule: messenger RNA, 592 nt
Organism: Triticum urartu
Lineage: Eukaryota; Viridiplantae; Streptophyta; Magnoliopsida; Poales; Poaceae
Source: RefSeq, a predicted model, not a curated record
ACAGCUUCUUCCCCGGGAGAAAGAAAGAAGCUCUCCUCUCUCCAUCGGUACAACAAGAUCGAGAUGGUGCCUGCAGCAUGUGGCGCUGGUGGCACGAACAAUGUUAAUGGUGCUAAUGCUGGCGCUGGUGGCACGAACAAUGUUUCCGGUGCUGCUGCACCGCUGGCCGAUUCUUGCCGCAAGCCGCAGCAGGAGCUGCCAACGGUGAAACAUCAGUAUGCGGAACAAUACGAGUAUGCAUACCCAGCAGCACCGCCAUACAGCGGCCCUCCAAAGCCGCCGCCGGCGUAUCGCUAUUGCUAUGGGUAUGGUGGACGUGGUUCUGGUGGGUACGGCUACAGCUACGACUACCCCGAGCCCGAUGGUAUUUGGGAUGAACCUGCUGGUGCAUACGGCGGCGGCAGAUACCACCCACCACAGCCGCCGUAUUAUCAUGGCGGCGGUCGUGGUGGGUAUCCUUCUCCUCAGUUUGGUCGGGGAGUUGGUGCUGGUGGCUAUAGCUGCUACGGCGGUGGCGGUGGCGGCUAUCCUCCCAGUUCAUUUCCGUCUGUAGGAGGAGGAGGCGGCGGCUGUGAUGGUGGGGUCAGCAACG